This is a messenger RNA of Calypte anna (Anna's hummingbird), 5212 nucleotides long. It is a transcript of the gene CMTR2, whose product is annotated as cap methyltransferase 2. Gene Ontology annotation, biological process: 7-methylguanosine mRNA capping. NCBI's taxonomy places the organism in Eukaryota, Metazoa, Chordata, Aves, Apodiformes, Trochilidae. Gene Ontology annotation, cellular component: cytoplasm; nucleus. Gene Ontology annotation, molecular function: methyltransferase cap1 activity. The record is from RefSeq and is a predicted model, not a curated record.
CGCCCCGCUGAGGAGAGGGCAGGGCCGGGUAGUGAGGGGCUGGGCCUGCCCGCCGAGCUGCCGCAACCCGCCGGGUUGUGAAUCAAUCCAAGAAUGAGCAAAUAUAAGAAGUCUUACACUGACAAGGCUACAAACCUUGAAGGGUUCAGCCCUGAAAUUCUUUCAGAAAUCGAGCAGCUCUUUGCAAAGAAGUUUACUUACACCAAGCCAGAGAGUGGGGAGUGGCAGCUCCCAAAUCCCAGCGAUGCUUUUACCUCCGACCAUAAGGAAUUCGACUCCCUCCUGGCUCUGAAGGACUCCAUGAACGAAGUGAAGAAUCAGCUGAGUGACAAGAAUUUGGAUGAAUGGCACCAGCACACCUCGCUCACCAAUAAAGCUGGGAAAAUCAUUCCUCACGUGAAGAAAUCUCUGAAUGCUGAGCUCUGCACCCAGGCCUGGUGCAAGUUCCACGAGAUCCUCUGCGGUUUCCCUCUUCUCCCUGAAGAAGCUCUGCAGGAUGGAGAACUGAAUUCUGUCCACCUCUGUGAAGCCCCUGGAGCUUUUAUAGCCAGCCUUAAUCACUUCUUGAAAUCCCACCAGGUCCCUUGUGACUGGAAUUGGGUUGCUAAUACCCUAAACCCCUACCAUGAAGCAAACGACACCCUCACGAUGAUCGUGGACGACCGCCUGAUAGCCAACACCUUGCCUUGGUGGUACUUUGGCCCAGACAACACUGGUGAUGUGAUGACACUGAAACACCUCACAGGACUUCAGAGCUUUGUCAGCAACAUGACCACAGUUCACUUGGUAACUGCUGAUGGCAGCUUCGAUUGCCAGGGAAAUCCAGGUGAGCAGGAGGCUCUUGUCUCCCUUCAUUACUGUGAGGCAGUCACUGCUUUAAUGAUCCUGGGCACUGGGGGAUCCUUCGUCUUGAAGAUGUUCACCCUGUUUGAGCACUGUUCUACCAAUCUGCUCUUUCUCCUCAACUGUGCUUUUGAGGAGGUCCACGUCUUUAAGCCAGCCACUAGCAAAGCUGGAAACUCAGAGGCUUACGUGAUUUGUCUUCGUUACAUGGGCAGGGAAAGCAUUCAUCCUCUGCUUUCAAAGAUGAUACAGAACUUUGGAGCAGAAAUGGUCAAGAAAGCACUUUUCCCCCAGCAUGUGCUACCAGAAUCUUUUCUGAAAAUACACGAAGAGUGUUGCAUGUUCUUCCACAAGUGCCAGGUGGAGACCAUCUCUGAGAACAUCCAUCUCUUUGGGCACAUGCAAGAGGCAGAGCAGGUGAGACUGAACAAGCUGAGAGACUGUGCAGUGGAGUUCUUCAUGCAAAGACUGCACAUGAAGCCCAUUGCCAGGAAUAACUGGCUUGUCAAGAAAUCUCAGGCUGGUUGCAUCAUGAAUGCAAAAUGGUUUGGGCAAAGAAGCAAAUACUUCAGUACCUACAAUGAGAGGAAGAUGCUGGAAACCCUUACGUGGAAGGAUAAGGUGGCAAAGGGCUAUUUUAAUCACUGGGCUGAAGAACACAGUUUAAAUAAUGCUGGUAAAGUGUGCAUCCUGGAGGGAUUGCCUUCUAACCUGGAGUGUAGCUUGUGGUAUGCUUUAGAAGGAAAAAGACUCCCAGGGGUAAAAUGUUCUCCAUUUUGUGAUGGUCAAGUCUUGGAAAAUCUUAAUGAAGCUAUGAAUGAAUUGGUUGGGGGGAGGCUGAAAAGCAGACAAAUGCUGCAGGCUUGUCAUUCCUGUGAAGUUCUUCCUGGGGAGCUGAUACUGGCAGAAGUGUCUGAUCUUUCCAGGUGUCAUCAGGAAAUCCUAAAUGAAGGAUGUGGUGACCAAGUCAGGUGCCUUGUGGUGGACUUUCCACCCCUCUCUGAUACUGGAAGCCAACCCGGGCUGGAAAUACAGCUCCUGAACUCAGCCACACUGCUGACUUUCAGCUUCUCUUUGCUUUAUGAUGGUGAACCAAAGUACCAGCAGCAGCUUUUGGAGUGUGUCCUGCAUUCAUUGACUCAGCUUACAGUGGGAGAUGCCUUGAUCCUGCCUAUCCUCUCUUGUUUCACACGUUUCACAGCUGGCCUGGUCUUUAUCCUGCACUGCUCUUUCAGAUGUGUCACCUUUGCUUGCCCAACCUCCCAGGAACCUCUCAGGACUGGGGCUGCUCUGCUCUGCAUUGGUUACAGAGGCCUCCCAGCUCCUGUUGUUCAGUAUCUGCAGCACCUGAGUCAACUCAUGAGCUCUUUGCUAGACACAGACUCUCCCCAGCAGGUUCUGCAGUUUGUGCCCAUGGAGGUUCUCCUCCAAGGCAAGCUGUUGGAGUUCCUGUGGGAUUUAAACACAGCCAUUGCAAAGAGACAGCUCCACUUGAUUGUGCAAGCUAAGCAGCAGCAGCAGACUGAUGAUAUUUCACUUUAAAAUCACUCUAUAGAGUUGAGCAAGUUGCUGCUGCUAGACCUUGUUUCACAGGCAGGUAGAAGGUGUUAAAAACAUUGUUUAAUGUGAAGGUAAUGUUACUGUAAAACCUUGGUGUGAGAUUGUCAGUGUUGGGAGGGUGUUUGGAACUAUCAAUCCCACUUGCAUCUCAUUAGCCUGACCUGAGUGAGACUCAGUCUCAGGCCUGGGGGGCUUGGGAGGGACAGGGAUGGGAGUGGAGAAGCUGUUUCUCUGUCUCAGCUCUCCCUGAACUGAUCUUGUUGCAUGCUACAUGGGUCAGAACUGAGGCCUUGGUGAUGAUGAGAGGUGCCACGGUGCUUUGUUGCCUCAGGCUGGACCCUGGAGGACACUUGUGUGGCAUUAACCCUCUUCCUGUGAAGCAGAACACAGAGUUUUGCCUCACCUAGGUACUUUUCCCAGGCUUUGCAGAAGCCAAAAAUGGGAGGUUUGGGGCAGGCUGUUCAGCAGUUGUGCAAACCUGAUGCCAGUCAGGCUUCAGGGCUGAGCAUCCUGUGAGCAGGCAGCUGUCAGGGUUACCAGUGUGGUAACCAGAGGUGUUCAGGAAGGAUGCUUUGGUUUCAGUUUUCUUACUGGGGAGCAGGUUUUUGAGGAGUUGUUGUAUGGCUUUGCCUCCCCAUCAAUGAAGGGGCUGGAAUAAUGUUAAUUUGAAGUGGCUCAGGGUCCUCUAGAGGAGUUGGAGGUUCCUGAGCGAAAGUGAAGACUUGGAUCUGUGCCUGCAGCUAUUAGUGAGGGGACUGCAAGUCUUUUCCAGGCUGUAAAACAUGCUCAUGCCCAGCGUUGUGUAGCCAGAAAUGCUCUGGGUACCACUGCAGGAACAUAAAGCUGAAGAAAUACUUGAUAACUUCCUUUGGGAAAGUGCUCUGAAAACUUCAGUUGGUUUCUCUUAAGGAUAAACCCAACGAAAUUGGUGACUGACUGUUCCUUUAAAGGAGUAAAACUUUGUUUUCCAUAUUGCUCCUUUUGAGGCCUAAUUUGUGUGUGUAUUAACAUUCAGCUUGAAGUUUGUGGUUUAUGUGGAAAAACCUGCUCAGGGGGAGUGUUGAAAGGAAAGGAAAAAUGCCUUUGUUCUUGUUGCUUGCAAAAUCUUGUAGAAAAAGGUUGAAAGAGUGGAUAUAGCAGGAAAAUAGAGUCUCCUGAUGAAUUACCAGUCACUUUCUGGAAGCACUUCUAAUUAUAUAACGUGGGCUCUUGAAGGAUAAUUGAUUACCAGCAAGGGAUUAAAAGCACUGCUGAAAAACUGUUUUGUCUGGAGGUGCUGCACAUUUAAUGGGAUUUCUUACCACAUUGAUCGGGGCAGAGUUGAAUGCAUUUAAGAAGUCAUUUUUUAUUUAAGAACCUGAUAGGUGAAUGAGUUGAUGGCUCAGGUCUGGCUAAUUCAGAAGAUUUUGGGAAAAUCUUGCUUUUUACCCUUCCCCAGAAAUAGAAGCUGCCUAACAAAAGCCUCUGGGAUUGGUCAUUGUCCAUUUUAAUUGAUUGAAAUGAACUUGUUUGGUUCUUGUGUGUGUGAGCUGUGUCAGAGGAAGGGAAGAAACAGGCUACAUGGUAGGAGGCACACACACAGUAGUAGCUUCUCCUGUAAAUCAGUUUUGACCCUGUAAACCCAAGCAGGGCCAUCUAGGAACUUUGUGAAGGUAAAAAAAAAAUAAAAUCCUAAAAGCCAGAAUAAAGAAGAGGUGAAAAAGAAGAAAGCAUGGAUGAUGAGUGACAGUAUUGAAGAUCAUCUAUAACAACCUUCUGUAUUUGAAAUAAAAAGCAGGAUGAAGGUAUUGUCCAUCAGACACCCCCCUGCCACUUUUCAGAGGUGAUUUAUGCUCCUGAAGCUCCCACUGAGCUGAAGCAUUUGAAGCCUUCUCCUAGAGCAGAGGUGAGGAGGUGUUUCAGGUGUGCUUACACUGUGAUGCUCUGCCAUGGAGGCAUGAGGAGUGAGAGCUCAUCUAGUAGCUGCUUCAGUAAUUUGUUUUAUUUCUCACUAAGAUUACCCUAACGUUUUAAAUUAUUAUUUUAUAGGAAUUUUGAGGUGUCUGACUGAGAAGAUGCAUUUGUUUUUUUUCAAGCUUUCCUUUGUUCUGUACAUCUGAUGAAGCAUUCAGGCUCCCUUGAGAUUUCUUCCUUCAUCAUCCCAUCAUUCCCUGGAUCAUCAGCCUCCCUUUUUUUCAUAAAUUUUCAGGGGAAAACAUUUUAGAUAUCCAUAAAGCUAGGGCUGGGCACUUCCAAGAUAGGCUAGACCAGGCUGAUGGGGAAACAUAAUUGGGAAUUACAAAAAACCAACCCAAAUAAACUGUGCAAGGCCUUCUGUGGGAAGCCUGGUCUCUGAGCUGAAGGAAAUCCAGUGUCCUGUGGAUCCUGAUGCCUGACUUGUUCUGGAGCUUUUUUGUUUGUUGGGGAGAUGAUGGGAGAGAUGCUUUGUUGGCAGCUGAUCCUUCUGUUCAAAAAGAAAGUUGUUUUGUUUUUUUAUUGUUGUCAUAAACAACAAGGGCUCAGGCUUAGAAAUCACAGAGUCAUGAGAGUUGUUUUGUCCUGGCUGUCUUCAGACCAAAGAUUUCUGAGAAAAGUGGCACUGAAUUUCUGGUGUGACUCUUGGAGUGUGUAAGAAUGCUCAGGAAGAAUGUAAUAACCUUUGUGCUGAGGCUCUGAUGUCUCCUGCCUUCACUGAGCCUGGCAGGUUUUGGCCAAUUUGAUCUGAUUUUGGGUGACACCUGGUGAAGUGUCUCAGUAUCCUGGCUGCUUUUAGGUUAGUGGGGUUUUUUUGUUGUUGUUUUGGCUUGGGGUUUUUUUGUGGGUUUUUUUU